Messenger RNA from Branchiostoma belcheri (Belcher's lancelet), 907 nucleotides. RefSeq lists its product as uncharacterized. NCBI's taxonomy places the organism in Eukaryota, Metazoa, Chordata, Leptocardii, Amphioxiformes, Branchiostomatidae. The coding region runs from base 130 to 660 and encodes 176 amino acids. The record is from RefSeq and is a predicted model, not a curated record. The transcript has 6 exons.
CGUUUGUCAUACUUCGAUGUGUCGUCCUCUCGACUCUUGUUAUCAACAUUGGCAGAUCAACAAACAAACAAACAACAACAAACGUUGUUACGACAAACAGUGUGCUGACGACAUCGCUGAGAUACAGGCAUGCCUACCGACCAGGGGAGAGAGGACGUCUUGCGUCUGGGGACGGAAGUCGUACGACCAGUCACAACCUACCACGAGCACUUCGAGGCAGAGUUUCAAAGAUCGGGCACAAAACCUCCACCCGUACCGUACGCAGAAGGGCCCAUGGAGCUGAAAAAGGACACCACCAUGUUCCACAGUCAUUACGUGCAUUACGGAAGGGAGGUUUUCAAGAAACAGUUGGAGAACAGACACAGGGAGGCAGAGCCGCUCAAGGAGAUGCACCAGCGCGACUCUGUGGAACUCAACCAGGUGAGUAAGGACUUCUACCCUGUACAGUCCUGCGCCAAUGACGACUACUGCGCACCGUCAAACCGCAAGAAGCUGGCAGACAUGUUAGCAGAAGACAACAUGAAGUCUCGUCAGAAAAACGCGAAAAGACGCCCCCCGUCUGACGACACCGACCCGUUCCCGUGGAGCGAGCCGGGCCGAGCCCCCAGCAUGACCGACACCAUCACCGGUCGCCGGGUCCGCCUGCACCUGGCACACUAAAGGAUGCACGGUUGUCUCCAGGGCUUACACAGGAACAACUUCUCGGCUCUAGGACUAACCUGCCCCCGAUCGAAAUUUUGCCACUGUUUCAGAGUUAAUCUUCCACUUUCACCAGUAUCAUAUGCAAAGAUAGAGGAACUACUUGCAUCACUUGUCAAAACGGUUAUAUGUAGCGUAUCAAAUUGUAUUGCACUUGAAAAUGACGGGUUUACCUCUAUUUGGUACCACUAAAAGCACACUAGCUGAA